This is a messenger RNA of Coturnix japonica (Japanese quail), 4302 nucleotides long. It is a transcript of the gene SOX10, whose product is annotated as SRY-box transcription factor 10. Gene Ontology annotation, biological process: neural crest cell migration; enteric nervous system development; negative regulation of transcription by RNA polymerase II. Gene Ontology annotation, cellular component: nucleus. Lineage: Eukaryota; Metazoa; Chordata; Aves; Galliformes; Phasianidae. The record is from RefSeq and is a predicted model, not a curated record. Gene Ontology annotation, molecular function: RNA polymerase II cis-regulatory region sequence-specific DNA binding; DNA-binding transcription factor activity, RNA polymerase II-specific.
CACAGUCAUUCACCUCCUUGCAUUUUCUUGCUUCUCACCUUCAGGUUGGCUCUCCAGCAAAGAGCUGGGAUUCAGGAGGAUCUGGGAAGAUUAUCAGAAUUCCAUGGGUGAUCUCUCAUGGUUACAGGACUGGCACUUCUCUUUGACAUCCCCAAUGAGAAGGGAAAGUGAAGAAGCCAACAACCACAUGCAUCUGGGAAGGAAAGCAAGCUAGAAAAUGGAAGAAUUGGUGGGAACAAUCUGCAAUCUGUUGUGUGAUUAGAGCCUGCAUGUGUUCCAGUGCAUGAGCAGCAAGGAGUGAAUGACUAUGAGAUAGUCCUCAUAUGUGAGAAGACCUCACACUUGCCUUCAGGAGCAAUUCAACACAUCCAAGGAAGUUCUGUCUGGUCAUCUUGGUGAGAGUUCACAGAGAUGGAGACAUUGUGAGGACCCCAUCUUCAGGGUGUAAGAGUGCUAAGUGGGUUCAAGAAGGCAUGACUUGCUCUGCAGACUGCUCAUAUGGACUUAAUGUCCUCCAUCCUCAGGAUGCUCCUGACCUCUUGCAUCCCCUUCUCCACACUCAGGAUGCUCUUUUUGCAGCAUCUUAACUCCAUUAUCCUGGGCCAGAUUGUUGCAGUGCACUGGGGUCCCCACUGGACUCCAUGAUGGGGAUCAGGACAUGUUGGGAAUGUGGAUACCACAAGCAUGUCAGUGGUAGCAGGGGUAAAGAAGGGGAGCCCAGCCCUGAGUUGCAUUACUUCACAUCCCUCCCUGUGCCCAGUAACUCCAAUACCCUGGGGGUGAGCUCUCUAUCCCCAUUGGGAGUAAGCAGGGAAUGCUGAGUUGGGGUAGGGGGCUGCAGCAUCCCCUCCCCACCAGCCCUGACUGUGUCCUGGCUCUGAGCAACACUUGGCUCCACCUUCCACCCUUCCCUCCCCCAGUGCUAAGCAGCAAAGCCAGCAAGAGGCAUCCAGCCGGGGCAUUAGUAAAAACCAAGCCUCCCUCCAGGAAUGGCACUUGCCUGAGCACCUCCCCGGCAGCACGCCCCACAGCCGGAGGGAGAACAGGGGGGCACUGGGACAGGAGCUGCAGCCUUCACAGGGUUUGCUGCCCGCACCAGCCAGCAACUGAGAAGAAGAAAGUGACCAUGGCUGAUGAGCAAGACCUGUCAGAGGUGGAAAUGAGCCCAGUGGGUUCUGAAGACCACCACUGCCUCUCACCAGGACCAUCCAUGGCAUCGGACAGCUCUCCACACCUUGCGGGCUCUGGGAAUGGAGAGAUGGGCAAGGUCAAGAAGGAGCAGCAAGACUCGGAGGCGGAUGAUGACAAGUUCCCUGUCUGCAUCCGUGAAGCGGUCAGCCAGGUGCUGAGCGGCUAUGACUGGACCCUGGUACCCAUGCCUGUUCGAGUCAAUGGAAGUAACAAGAGCAAACCCCACGUCAAAAGGCCCAUGAAUGCCUUCAUGGUCUGGGCACAGGCUGCCCGGAGGAAACUGGCUGACCAGUACCCGCACCUCCACAACGCUGAGCUCAGUAAGACCCUAGGGAAGCUCUGGAGGCUGCUGAAUGAAAGUGAUAAGCGUCCCUUUAUCGAAGAGGCGGAGAGGCUGAGGAUGCAGCAUAAGAAGGACCACCCCGACUAUAAGUACCAGCCACGGAGGCGGAAAAAUGGCAAGGCCACGCAGGGUGAAGGAGAGGGCCAGGUGGAGGGGGAGGCUGGAGGGGCUGCUGCUAUCCAGGCUCACUACAAGAACACCCACCUGGACCACAGGCAUCCUGGGGAAGGGUCACCCAUGUCCGAUGGGCACCCAGAGCACUCUUCAGGUCAGAGCCAUGGCCCUCCUACUCCUCCCACUACCCCUAAGACUGAGCUGCAGGCAGGCAAAGCUGACUCCAAGCGAGAAGGGCGUUCCCUUGGGGAAGGGGGAAAGCCACACAUUGACUUCGGCAAUGUGGACAUCGGGGAGAUCAGCCAUGAAGUGAUGUCCAACAUGGAGACCUUUGAUGUCAACGAAUUCGACCAAUACCUGCCACCCAACGGACACGCCGGCCACCCAGGACAUGUUGGGGGCUACGCAGCAGCCACUGGCUAUGGCCUUGGGAGCGCCCUGGCUGCAGCCAGUGGACACUCAGCCUGGAUCUCCAAGCAGCAUGGAGUCUCCUUGUCCGCCACCACAUCACCGGUGGUGGACUCCAAGGCCCAGGUGAAAACAGAAGGGUCUGCCCCUGGAGGUCAUUACACUGAUCAGCCCUCCACCUCCCAGAUAGCUUACACAUCCCUGAGUCUGCCCCACUAUGGUUCGGCCUUCCCGUCCAUCUCCAGGCCCCAGUUUGACUAUCCUGAUCACCAGCCCUCGGGACCCUACUAUAGCCACUCCAGCCAAGCCUCUGGCCUCUACUCUGCCUUCUCCUAUAUGGGACCUUCCCAGCGUCCUCUUUACACCGCCAUCUCUGACCCCGCACCCUCCGUGCCACAGUCCCAUAGUCCCACACAUUGGGAACAGCCUGUGUAUACGACUCUCUCCAGACCAUAGGGAAUGGGGAACAGUGACCAAAGCAGCGACGGAAAGGCUCCGAAGAAUCCGCACAGGCAGAAGAGCCUCCGAACUCCGAGGUCACUCAGUGCCACCAUCCAGCCACCAGAACCCACUGAGUAUCUGGAAGUGCCUUUCUUGACCCCGGCUAUCGCUGGCUCACCCGCCUACAGAAAGGUUUCUCGUCCUUUCGCCCUGUACCGAUUUCACGCAGGCCACACAACUGGCUUGCAACACCUUAUUGGCCUUCUAGAUGAGGAAGACUCAAGACAUGGAGUGACGGGUCCGUGGUGGGCUUCGUUGUGCGCACCCUGGACUGUAAGCGGAGAGAGACUGUCCUUUCCUUACCCUCCCCAACCUCCUCCAGUGAAUUAGCAAGUGUUUCCAAAAGGCCACCAUGGCCAACUCUUUGUCAGCUGCUGCGGGUGAAGGGUGCUUGUUCAGCCUUGGUGAACAUGUCAAGGGAGGAGGAGUUGGGAGGACGGCAUGGCCGGCUUCCUUGCAUCAGUGUUGUGCAGCAGUCCUGCCUAAGAUUCACACAUGCAUGAAUCUUGAUCCCUGCUGGAAGACCAACUUAUGCUUGCUUCCCUGCUUGAUUUCCACAGCUGCACGCUAUAGCUUUUCUCCCCGCCUCUUCCCUCUGUCCCAUCUGUUUAAUCCCACACUCCUUCCUGCAUGGAUUUUAUAAGGCCUGACUGAACAAUGUGGAUUCAGGAACUGCAUUGUCAGCCUCAGCCUUUCUCAUAUCAUAGCCUGUAUGUGUGUAUGCGUGUUCGUGUAAGGAGCUGAGGAGAGGUGGGGAAGGAUCUGUGGAUCAUUCAGGUGCUGUGGGUGAAUCUUCUCUUCCUACAAUUUAAUUUCUAUAGUUCACUUGUGUCUCAGAUUUCUGGCAUCUCAGUCUAUCCCAAUCUCUUCAGUAUCCCAGCAAUCUAUCAGCAGACCAGGUCCUUGCUCCUUCAGCAUUCAACUGUAUCUGCUGAAAAAGUAAAGGCACCAAGAAAGCUACUAUGCACUUGCCAGCACCCAGACGUGGCUCCAAUAUUCCAAUACUCACUUUAAACCCUCUUUAAACUCAGGCCGAUGGGCUGCACAUCACUCUGCUCGUUGGUUCAUCACAUUACUGCAAUCUGUCAGCACCUCCCUCCUACUUUCGCUCAGGAUGGAAAGAUACUCUCAUGGAUACAAGCAAGGUCGAUACGCACUCAAUAUUGGAUGACUACAAAGAAAAGAACACUGUUUAUGUGCAGAAGAACUCAUUCUCACCUCUGGGUUUCAAGCUGGAAACAAGCAGCUCUUGCAGCCAAAUCAACCUCUUUUGUUCAGCCCAUCUCCUGAGGACUACUUCAUUCUCCUUUGUCACCUCCAGGACUGGGUGGUAUGUCCUGCCAGGGAGCAAACUGGCCAAGAAGCUGCUGCAGGAAAAAGUGACUACUGACAAUUGAUCACAGAGAUGUGUUAUGGGACCUUCUAACAGUUAAUUCAGUCUAGAAAGACAAACUACUUCGACCAAAUGUGGACUGUGAUUUGUGUCACUGUUUCCCUCUGUUGAUAUGAUGUCGGAUGCCCUUCCCACCUCCCUUAGCUAUGGAUGACUUCUCCUCGUGGUGUCUGAAGAGAUCACAUAGAAUGUUUGUUCCCUGUAUGCAUGUAACCUAUUUGAGCCCUCUCCCCUUAUUUAUGCAAGUAGCACCUUCCUUCCCCCGCUCCCUUUCCCCAGUCUCUAUGCUGUCCUAGCACCAUUAACUCUGCAUUAAACAUAUGGAAUAAUAAACUUAAAAGUUUCAUUUUCA